AUGCUCAACGAUCUAGUCAGGUGGAAGUGGCUGUUUUCUUUUAUGCGAUACUCUGACUGGUGGAGAUUGCACCGGAAGACUGUUCACCAAUCUUUCAACCAUCCUCAAGUUCUACCAGAGUACUACGACAUUCAGAAGGAAAGAACCUCCUUAUUGAUACGGAAGCUAGCCACGUCACCGAAAGAUUUCUUUGAACAUGUCAGGGCGCAUUCUGGAGAAAUAGUCCUUGAAAUCGUGUACGGUUAUCGCACUCAAGAAGAUAUCGACAUGUACAUUAAGCUGGUCGACGGGGCGAUGGAGGGAUUGAAUGCAUCAGGUGUUUAUGGAACAUAUCUGGUCGACUAUUUUCCGAUACUAAAACACGUACCUGCCUGGUUUCCGGGUGCAAGAUUCAAAACCGAAGCUGAAAUGUGGGCUCGAAAUACAGAUCGAGCAGUCAACCUUCCAUGGGAACUCAUAAAAAAACUCAUAGACGAAGGAAGCGCCGUGCCCUGCUUCUGCACACGAAACCUGGAGAAAAUCAGAAAAACAGCCACUUCAAACGACAAUUUGGUCAUGGAUGAAGUCAUCAAGAACUGUGCCGCCACAUCUUUUCUUGGUAAAUGUCCAUUUGAUCAGGACGAAGGAAGCGCCGUGCCCUGCUUCUGCACACGAAACUUGGAGAAAUUCAGAAAAUCAGCUACUUCAAACAACAAUCUGGCCACGGAUGAAGUCAUCAAGAACUGUGCUGCCACAUCUUUUCUUGGCGGUGCCGAGACUACCGUGUCGGCUGUUCUGUCUUUUAUUCUAGCGAUGGUGUUGAAUCCUCGAAUUCAAGCACGAGCACAAAAAGAACUCGAUGAAAUCACUGGUUCCGCCAGGCUACCUGAGUUCGCUGACCGUGAAAAUUUGCCAUAUAUCCACGCCAUCCUUUUAGAGACUCUAAGAUGGAAUCCUGUCUUGCCACUCGGUUCUUCCGCUAUUCCUCAUCGUAGUGUGAAUGAUGACGUAUAUGAGGGAUAUCUCAUACCUGGGGGUUCAGCCAUCAUCGCUAAUGCCUGGGCCGUUUUACGCAACGAAUCUCUUUAUGGUCCCGACACAGCCAAUUUCAACCCAGACCGAUUCAUCAAACAGGACGGGAAAUCUCUUCCUCCCAAUCCCGAGUCCAUUGCAUUUGGGUUUGGCAGACAAAGCUGUCCUGGACGUCAAUUUGCCCUCAACUCAGUCUGGUUGACGAUCACCUACCUUCUCGCGAGUUUUACGAUAGCUAAAGAAAUUGAUAACGAAGGCAAAGAAAUCAAUCCAGUGGUCGAAUACAUGGUUGGGCUUACCAGGUUUGUGUCAUGUUUUCGAAUGGGACGUAAUUGCUGA
Marasmius oreades (fairy-ring Marasmius) is the source of this 1350-nucleotide messenger RNA. RefSeq lists its product as uncharacterized. The coding region runs from base 1 to 1350 and encodes 449 amino acids. Gene Ontology annotation, molecular function: heme binding; oxidoreductase activity, acting on paired donors, with incorporation or reduction of molecular oxygen; monooxygenase activity. The record is from RefSeq and is a predicted model, not a curated record. NCBI's taxonomy places the organism in Eukaryota, Fungi, Basidiomycota, Agaricomycetes, Agaricales, Marasmiaceae. The transcript has 12 exons.